AUGGAACGUUUCCUUUCCGCUCUCGUCGUCAUUGGAGUUACCCUGGCCUGCCAUCCGGUGCCAGAACCAAAAAAGCAUGGAUUAGGGAACGAGACAUCGAGUGUCGCACUGGUCACCCAGGCUCGUUACGAUCCGAAUCUAAUCCAGCAUUUCAUGAACUACUUCCCACAGAUGGAUGUCGAGCAGCGCUCUAAGAAACUAGGAAAGUUCACCGAUCUGGGUUCGGCAGACGUUGGAGGCAAAUUCGCAUUCACUUUCAAACUCCUUAAUUCCGACUGUCUCUCAUUGGCUGGACGAUAUCAAGAAGUCAGAUUCAGUGAUCGAGAGCACCUCCCUGAAGUGCACUGGUCAACAGCAGUGAAGGCAACAGCAAGGGAAUUGAGCCACGAGCUACACAUCAAUCAUUUCUUCGUGGAAUAA
This is a messenger RNA of Ostertagia ostertagi, 420 nucleotides long. NCBI's taxonomy places the organism in Eukaryota, Metazoa, Nematoda, Chromadorea, Rhabditida, Trichostrongylidae. The record is from the annotation of a GenBank genome assembly.